AUGGUCCAUACUUGCACAUCCCGCGACUAUACAGUCGAAGAGAUCACCCAAGUAGGUCGUAAGGGCCGCUCCCAUGGCCACAAGUACGACGGUGCGGAUUUUGACGAGUCAAUGGCCCAAGGAGGACACGACGUCAACAAGAACGACGCCGAUCUCCGACAACGUCUAACAAAACCCGAGCUAGCUCGGGGUCUGCGUCAAAAAGACGGACGGCGUCGAAGACUGGACAUUUUCACCAGCCUAAAAAUCCGAGGGGGGCACAUGGCAAGACUUAAAUUUUGA
Molecule: messenger RNA, 282 nt
Organism: Penicillium oxalicum
Lineage: Eukaryota; Fungi; Ascomycota; Eurotiomycetes; Eurotiales; Aspergillaceae
Exons: 2
Coding region: 1-282 (93 amino acids)
Source: RefSeq, a predicted model, not a curated record